AUGACUACAUGGUCUUUUUAUAAUCAUAUAUUUACUAAAUAUUCUAUUAUCGAAAUACUUGUACUACCAUCUGUGGAAAUACACAAAGUACUUAUAGACAUUAGUAAACAGUUUACGCUUACUUAUUUUAUAGAUACAAUUGGUAAUAUAUUUUUGUAUAAUGAUUAUAAUAAAUUAGAUUUAAACGUGGUACAAAUUACUAGUAUACGUAAGUUAUUAAGAAUUAUUACAAAUCAUAAAAAUAAUACUAAAGAUGCUCUUAUAGUCAUUGAUUCUGUAUCUUUUCUCUCUGACAUAAAUGUAUCUAUUUACACCUUAUUUUAUUCAAUGGUAAAUACUUUAUGCCUUAAAAAUAAUUGUACAGUUAUUUGUACCAAUCAUUACAGACAAACUAGUAAGUAUUAUUUUACACCUAGACUUGGUUUAAUUUGGAGUAAAAUGGUGAAACAUAGGAUAUAUUACAAAUAUAGUAAGGAUGAGAUAAUUUAUGAAAUAGAAUAG
Vairimorpha ceranae is the source of this 501-nucleotide messenger RNA. RefSeq names its product mismatch repair atpase. The record is from RefSeq and is a predicted model, not a curated record. The transcript has a single exon. The coding region runs from base 1 to 501 and encodes 166 amino acids. NCBI's taxonomy places the organism in Eukaryota, Fungi, Microsporidia, Nosematidae.